Alligator sinensis (Chinese alligator) is the source of this 7869-nucleotide messenger RNA. RefSeq names its product glutamate rich 3 (gene ERICH3). The record is from RefSeq and is a predicted model, not a curated record. Bases 208 to 5370 code for a protein of 1720 amino acids. The transcript has 15 exons. NCBI's taxonomy places the organism in Eukaryota, Metazoa, Chordata, Crocodylia, Alligatoridae.
GCCAGCCAGGGGCAGAGAGGGCUCUACAGGCUGAGUCCAUAGGGGCAUUGGCUGGGGUGUUUGCAUUAAGGUGUACAGCUCAGCAGAGUGAGACUGCUCUCUAGCUUGAGCUGUGACAGCUGCUUCCUCCUAAGCACUCAGCCAUUGGCACAACAAACUGCAGUUUUCUUUGCAUUUCCUGCACGAUUCAAAAGGCAGUCUGCAAAAAUGAGCCACCCUCACCCUGGACCACUUGCAACUUACAACAGCCUCACAGACAAACACUUGACUGGAUACUUCAGCAAUACAAGGAUAAGACGGCAUCUCCACCGAUCAGGGCUGAUCUCAAGAAGUGGAAGAAUAAUAUCAGAGAAAGAAUAUCGUCUCAAUGUGAUGAGGAAGGAUCACCAAAAAUAUGUUCGGGAGGGCCUAGCUCAGGCCAUAUUUCGCAGGGUCCUUGACAUGGAGCAUCAUCACCAACUAGAAAUAAAAAGAAAACUGGAAAAUGUUGUGAGGAAGGAGAGGGUGCAGAGAAUCAAGGUGGAACAUUCAAGAAGAUCAGGGGAAGAUCUUAGGAGAGCUAAUCCUCUGCUCUCUCCACACCCACCCACCGCUCCAAGAAAUCAUUAUCGACACCCUCCUUUAGUUGAUGGAGAACAAUCUGGUCAUUCACAAUUGUCUUUCUCUCCUCGACCAAACACUGCACCAGAAAACAUGCAACGCCCAGUUCGGCUGCAACCGCUUCACAGCUAUGCCACAGCAGGAUCUGUACCAAAGACUCUGAGUUCCAAGCAGAAGGUGUCAAUGCUUGAACACAAUCAUCAUUUUACCAAUGGGGGAAAUAAAGGUAUGAUAGGAUUGACAAAUUCAGUGGAUUACUCGAAUGGAAUAUCCCCAUAUCAACUUCCCAUCAUUAACAAUUAUGUGAUACCAGUGCCACCCCCACCCCAAAAAGGAGAUAAGAAUGGAAAGUCUGUGAGACAUGGGGCAGCCAGAGGGAGACUAUUUCGUCCCACCACUGCACCAAAUGGCUUAGAGCAACUUUUAACAAAGGAUUCAGGAAAAUUCCACAAGCCCUCAUUACGGAGCAACGCAUCUGUUACCAUGAUUUAUUUAGGAAAAAAUGUGCACUUAUCUCAUGAUGAUACCGAUUACAGAGAUGAAAUCAAAGUCUAUCAGCAGCAUUGUGGAGGAGAAAACCUUUGUGUUUACAAAGGCAAGCUCCUGGAAAGAGAGACCUUUCAGUUCACCUCAAAGCGGCAUCAUGGCUUCCCCUUCAGUCUCACCUUUUUUCUCAAUGGGAUACAAGUGGACAGGCUGAGCUCCUGCUGUGAAUACAAGCAUCGGAAAGGUGCGAGACUGGGAGGCAAACAAGGAUACUUUGGUUUCGUCAAUGUGGACAGAGCAUCCCCCUGCUAUCGCUGUAUUAUUGAAAUGGGUCUGGACAAAAAGCCCUCUCCUCCCAAGAAAGAAAUGAAAGAAGACACUAAAGAAAGGCUUGAGGAAUCAAUGAAAGUCAUAGAGCCCAAUGAACCCAGUGAAAGCAGUACUGAACAGGAGGCAAACAAAGAAUCAGCACUGGUUAUUUCAUCUGCCCAAGAAAAGGAGCCUUCAGAGGAUAAGAUGGAAAUUGAAGAGGAGGAAAGAAAAGAAGAAACAAGAAGGGGAAUAAAUGAUGAGAAUGAUCAGGAAAACUCCAGCAAUGAUGAGUAUGAUGAAGAUUUUGAAGCAGAUGAAGAGAAAUCAGAUGAAGAAGUUAAUGAAGAAGGACAGGCUGAUGAUCAAAUGAAUGGAAUGUCAAAGUCACCCACAGAAGAUGAAAAAGAUAAUUUAAACCAUGAAAAGGAGAGUAAAAGCUCAUUGGAGAAGGCCUCUGACAGUGAGAAAGAUGAAAGUGAUGGAUACUCCGACAGUGAUUCAAAGGAGGGUAAACAAGGUGAAGUAGAUGAAGCAGCUAUUUGUGAAAAAGUUGCAGCUGUGAGAAAGAUGCAGUGUUUUUAUAGAAACUAUAAAAGCCAACAGAAACUUAUCUCAGAUAGGAAGUCUGCAUCUCCUUUCUCAUCCAGCAGUACCCUAUAUAGCAGUGAAGAUGAGUCUGAAGCUGAAAAGACAAAAGACAAUAUUGCAGGCAAUGAAAAGGAAGAUAUUGAAAAGACUUCUGAUGAUCAAACAUACGCACAGUGUGAAAAAGAGAACAAGGACAGCAAACCACUGCAAAUGGAGGAAAACUUGGAAAUGGAAGCAGACGAGGAGAUGGAAAUGGAUGAAACCAGAAAGAUGGAAGCAGAGGAUGUGUCAUUUAGAGAAGGAAGUAAGACUCUUCCUGAAAGUAUCAUGGAAACAUUGCCCCAAGACACAGAUGAAAUCAAUGGGGAACUCAAACAUGGGUCAAUAGAAAAUAACACAAGGGAAGAUGGGGAGGAGGCUGGAAAUAACAUGAGGGAAGAUGGGGAGCAGGAUGUUCUAGUGCAUUUGGAAAGCAGCACUGUGGAAGCAGAGGAUAGAAACAAGGAGCCUCUUGAGGUUGAUGAAGGAGGUGAUUGCAAGUCUGUCCAAGAGAAAAUAGCAGAAGCAAUUGAAAAUGAUUAUCACUUGAAUUCUGAACCUGAACCCAGUGAUUCCAGUACAGAUGAGGAAGAAGAGACCUUAACAAGUGAAGCUCAUGACAUAAAUGAAGUGCCAGAUGGAGCUUUCUUGGCAGAAGGAACAAGAACAGUUGAAAUACAGAAAGCAACAGAGCAAAUGGUACAAGAUGGGUGGAUGAUGGGGGAGAAAAAAGAACUUGAGGAGGAAGAGUUUAUUGCUGAGGAAAGAACUGCUGGCACCAAUGAGGAAGGAGAUGAACGAGCUCUAGAGGAAGAUACAAUGUCUAAGAAAGAAGCAGCAUGUUUGAUGGAAGGGGCAGUAGAGAGCAGGCCUGCUGCAAAAGAGACAGUAUCUGAAGAGGAAGGAAUAGUGCAAGGAGACUCAGAAGAGAUGGGGAGAGGAAAGAAAUGGGUAUCUGAUGGAGAGGAGGCAUCCAAAGGAAAUGUAGUUGAGGAAGAAGAUGUAAAUGAGGGAGAGGAGGAAGUGGAAGAUGCAGUGUCUGAAGAAGAGGAAAUGGUGGGGGAAAUUACCUCAAAAGUAGAGGAGGUGGUAAAAAUAGUUGAAGCAAUGUCUAAAGAAGAAGAUGCUGCUGAGCAGGCAUCUGAGGAGGAGACUCUGAAGGAAAUGGCAUUUGAAGCAGUAGAGUCUGUGGGGAUGACAGACUUUGCAGGGAAAGAAGCUGUGAGGGAGGCAGCACCUGAUGCAGAGGAGACUGUGGAGGAGGGAGACUCCUCAGGAAAGGAGCCAGCUUCUGAGGGAGAGGUGGCUAUGGAAACUGUGUGUGUAGGAGAGGAGGUUGAAUCUGAAGAGAAGAUUGUGGAAGAGGCAACUCUGGAAAAGGCAGAGUUUGCAGUAAGAGAGGUUGCAGGGCAGGUGGAAGCUGAAGGAGGACAUUAUGUGGCGAGGACAGCUUCAGAUGGGGAGGAGGCACUGAAGAAGGCAGUGUCUGCCGUUACCAGCCAUGUAGAACCUGAGGGACAAAAGGUUGUGGACAAGGCAGAAUUUGCAGUAGAGACAGUUGAAAGGCAGGGGGGAACUGACGAUGAGAAGGUAGCAGAAAAGGCAGAUUUUGAAGGAGAAAAGACAGAGUCUCUAGCAAAGGGAACUGCAGAGCAGGUGGGAGAGACUGAAAGAGAGGCCAUGGAGAAGGUGGCCUUUGAGGGAGAGGACUCUGUGGAGAAGGCAGGAGAAGUAAAGGAGACUCUGAUGCUUCCUUCAGGGAAGGUAGUAUCUGAAGGAGAAACUGUGGAGGAGGUGGCUUUUGAGGGUGGGGAGGUUGUGGCAAGGGCAGAGGCUGCAGUAAGGGUGGUUACAAGGCAGGUCGAUGCUAAAGGAGAGGUUGUAAAGGAAGUGGCUUCUACGGGAGAGGAGGUUGUGGGAAAGGGAGAAUUUGUAGCAGACGAAUUGGUAGAAGCAGUGCAGGUUCCCAGAGUGGAAGGAGGAUCAGACUUAGUGUUGGAGGCAAAGGAGGUUACCCUACUGGGAGGUGAAGCUAUGAGAGAGGAGCCAGUGGGAGCAGGAGAAGUUCUCUUGUUGGAAACAGCAGCCAAACCAGAGGAACCAGUAGGAUUUGAGAAGUUUCCCAUGAGUGAAGCAGUGUCUAAAGUGGAUAGGACAGCAAAAGGAGGGGAAGAUCAUGUAGUGGAACCAGUUCAAGAAAAGGAAGCAACACAAAAUAAAGACCUAGAAAAGGACCCCACAGUAGACAAAUCAGCACCGCAGUGGGAGGAAAUAUCGUUGGACAGAGAAACAGAGAGGGAAACUUUAAAGGAAGGAGAAACAUGCAACAGUGAGGAGGGCCUAGUGGAAGCAUCUGAAAAAGUUAGAGCAAAACAAAAACCUGAAGAAGAAAUGGUAGAUGGAGAAGCAUGCGUAGGGAAGUUGGAGGCUGAGAAAAUGACAACUGAGAGAGAGGAAGUAGGGAAGGCUGAAAAAGAGGAAGUGACAAAGGAAGCAGAUAAAGAGGUGAUGUUGUCAAUGGCAGCUCUUGAAAUGACAUCUAUAUUGGAAGAAGAGGUACCUAGUGAUGAAGAAUCAAGAGAAAAAGCCAAAAUAAAUAUAGGAGAAGUGGAAAGUGAAAAUUUGGGGGCUGAGGAAGUGACAAUGGGAGGAGAAAGAAUGUCAGAAGCAUUAGCCUCUGAAGAGGCAAUGGCAAAGGAAGCUGCAGGCAGUGGGAAAGUAAAGGGAAAUGCAAUAACACAUCGAGGUGAGGAGAUGGAAGGAAAAUCAUCACCUGAUGAGAAAGAGGAAGCAGAAGAAGCAUUAACUGGAUGUGAGGUGCAGAAAGAGGAAGAAAGACAUGAAGAGGGCCAUGUAAUAGAGGAGUCAGGUUUUGAAGACCAGAGAGUGAUGACAGGAGAAGGAGUUGCCAAAGAAGAUGGAAGAGCAAGAAAAACAUUUCCCAAAAAAGAAAAACUGAUGACAAAAGUAUCACUGAAGAAAGAAGGAGAAGCAGUGACUGAGAUGGAUUGUGUGACCGAAGAAACAGCAUCUUGCUGUGGUGCAGCGAGGGCACAACCUGCCCCUGUAGGAGGGGAAGGAACUGAACAAAGAGAGGCCAACAGGAACUACAGGAUGGGGAGAAGUGGGACGGAAGACAUAAGGGGAGAAAUCAAAUGGAAGCAAUUUGACAGACACAGAAUAGCUGGAACAGAAGUGACAGAAUCUAGAGCAGAAAAUCCACCCGGCAGUCCUGGAGGUGCAGAGCUGCUUGAAGUCACGCACAAAGAAGAAAGCCCUGCACAGAUAAGCACAGUGACUAUGGGAGCACCCAUUGCCGAAGAGAGAAAUGGAGGAGAAUGGUGACUGAAGGUGAGUUGUUUUUUAUGAUCUAGGUUGAUUUUACUUUGAUUAUGCUCCUUUCUAUUGUGUCUGUUCUGAAGUAUCUAUAGGCUUGCAUUGCUAACCUGGCCUGACAUUUCCACAUGGUAAAAAAUUGAGCCUUGGGAGGAGAUAGAUAGCCAUAUUUUUCUUCACCUAUAUAUUAUAUGCUUCUCUUUAGGAAAUACUUAAAAUAGAUUGCAGAGUCUGGGCUGGAUUGUGACCAUUCAGUUAUGAGCAUUCUCAUAUCUCCAUUGCUGCUGAGUGGUAUUAUACACCACAAGUGCCACUGGUUUUAGGUAGACUGUUUACAGAAUAAAUGAGGAGGGGCAGCAUGUAGUCUUAACAUUUCAACUGAUUUUCAAACUGAUUUUUGGUUUUGUAAUGAUAGUCAAUGCUUGUGCAUCCCCUUGGUAUCUAGCUAAUUUAUUUUUGAUACUUCUAUGGCCAAUUUUACCAUAUUAACUGAGAAUCUCAAGUAUUUAAUGUAUUUACUGUACAGCUAACAAUUUUCUUGUUAUUUCCCAGAAUGGUCUAAAGCUGGACAUAAUUAUCUUCCCUUGGAUACAAUCCCAGAACGGGGAACAAAGACUCAUCUAAGCAAUCUCUGCAGUUUCUUCAGUGCUGUUAUUUUAGUAACAUUUUUACAAAUCACUGUAGAUUUGUACUGGUUGGGACAUUCACUCUUUCUUUAUUUUACUUUAUGAGUACCAUAACCAUCUGUUACAUUUUACUGGAGCAGCUCUAGAAUGUGCAGCAUACAACUGAAAUAGACCUAUAUAGCCAGUCUUGGAAUUAGCACUCCUUUAUAAUUAUGAAGACAAUAAUCAUAAGGAUUGUUCCACAGCUGUCAUGUAUUUUUUUGUUCUCAAAAUACACAGAGUUAUUACACUGCUUGAACUUAAACCAAAAAAACUCAGCCAGUUUGAGAUGGCUACACAGGAGGAUAAAUGAUGCUUUAUGUAUAAUAAUAAAAAUGGUUGCAAGUGGUUAUAUUAUAGAAAUGUGUAUAUAUCAGUAUCACUCCCUCUCUUCUAUGCAGCUUUUUGCAUGCCGCUAUUCUUUGAGGUAUCAUCUUCAUGUGUGCAUGUGUCUAUGGUACCCCUGUGUUUUGACUGGUGCAUUGAGAGAACACUGUAAAGUAUAUAUUAAAUUAUUAUAACAAAAAGAAACCCAGUUCUCCUUCCAUGUACGCAGUGCAAAUAUUGCAGGAGCUAGUGAAAAGUAUGUUAUGUGAUGUAGGACAGAACUACCUCCACUGGAGCAUAUUCUUUCCUUGUACAUGUGUGUACAUGUACUUAGAGUGGAAAAUAGAGCAUAGGCAUGAAGUCAGGACUGCGUGUGACUGCACUAGAUGGGGAGCAGCUGAUGCCUGAGCAUACUGGCCCCACCAAAGCCUUAUGAGAUCUAAGGUUCCCUUUUGGGCACAUGCAGUGGUGAGGAGUAGUAGCACGCUGCACUUCCAAUACCUCUUAAAGGAGCUGUAAAGCAUGGCCCAUCAGACAAUUUCCUGUUGCCAAACCCUGCACAGAUCCAACCUGCAGAUCUAGGACACUCUAGAUUAGACCUGGAGGGAACACUGCAAAAAUAGCCACAUAAACCUAAUGAAAGAGUGGCAUUUUCACUCUCUAUUCAUUUCUUUUGGGCACAACUGAGCAAACUUUUGUUUGGAAGAACAUGCUUGCAUGUGUGUGUAUUGAUUCAGGGAGGGGCUGUAUCUUAAAAGCUUUCCAUGAUCUUGUGAGUUGCUUGGUUAGGAUUUGGAACCUGCACAAUGUAGCUUAAAUGGCCUAUCCCUUAGUACAAAUAGCAAAUGCCUAAAGCAGUUGUAAUGGUGAAUAGUCCUUGAGAAAAUCUAAAGCCUGAAAAAUGAAGUUUAUUUCCUACCUAUGGGGACUUUUUACUAUCUUGUACUAUCUACACUUUUCCCAGAGCCUGACGAAGGGACUUUGAUCCCAAAAGCAUGCAGAAAAGGAAAAUUUUCUUGUGAUUUUCCAGUUGGUCUAAUAAAAGGUAUCAUUUUGGAACCAAGAGUUCUAGCUUUUUGUAAGCCAUUCACCAAGUCUUUCUGGGUGUCAGCAGCUAAGACAGAAACUGCAAAAUAUGUUGCUCAGCUGUACUCAGUACCUGCCUCCCUCGGGACCACUGGCUGCCUCUGCUGUCCCAAAUAAUUCAGUUCAGCCUCUAGUAAUUUUUAACUAGGCUGAAUUUCAAAUAUUGCCAUUAUUAUGCUUACUAAAAAGCAAGAACCUAUGUUUGAAAGGUUUUUUUCACCAUUUCCCACACCCUCAGCAUACAAGUAGAAUCAUAGAAACUUAGGGUAGGAAGGGACUUCAGUAGGUCAUGUAAUCCAACCCCUGCUCAAAGCAGGACCUUCCUCAAUUAGAUCACUUCAGCCAGUGCUUCGCCUAGCUGGGUCUUAAAAACCAUCAUGGAUGAAGAUUGCACAACCUCUCUGGGUAACCUGUUCCAGUGCUUUACUAC